Acanthaster planci (crown-of-thorns starfish) is the source of this 5410-nucleotide messenger RNA. RefSeq names its product endoplasmic reticulum disulfide reductase DNAJC10-like. Gene Ontology annotation, biological process: IRE1-mediated unfolded protein response. NCBI's taxonomy places the organism in Eukaryota, Metazoa, Echinodermata, Asteroidea, Valvatida, Acanthasteridae. Gene Ontology annotation, cellular component: endoplasmic reticulum lumen. Gene Ontology annotation, molecular function: misfolded protein binding; protein-disulfide reductase activity; oxidoreductase activity, acting on a sulfur group of donors, disulfide as acceptor. The record is from RefSeq and is a predicted model, not a curated record.
AUUUUAAAGUCAUGGUCGAGAUUGGGCACCAUUAAGCGUCUUUUAGGGGAGUAUCUUAGUGACAAAGACUUGAAAGAGCGGAUCCAUUCCCUGAACAAACAAGAAUGCCCAAGUGCCCUUGGCACGAACGAGUGAAGACAUUUUUCCAAGAACACAUGACUCAUCAGCAGAAAUCCAUUGUACAUUUUCAAAAAAAAUUGUCGCGUACGAGCCUGUGAUUGUGACUGCCACUUCCCUUAGAUUUUGUUUAUAAUUUCAAGCCGCAGCCAAGUAAUUUGGACAUGGCCUUAUGUUUUGCGGGCCUGCAGAGCUAGGGGUGGAUGGAGCGGAAUGGUACAAACAAGGCUGCCCUCUCUUGUCAAAAGGCACUCCGAUAACGCACACACUACAUCAUCAUGGAUUGUACAUUAAUACAAUCGGGACACGUCAUGUUUAAAGCUUUGAAGUCGCUGGUAUCCAGCUGUAUAGCGCGUUUUCGAAUGGUAACCCAUCCGUGAUCAGCGAAGAUAGCAAGUGGGCAUGUGGAUCGAUCAGGUGUACGACGUGCCGGCGGAUCGGAGUGAAAGUUUCAUAACUGAAAUUUAACCGUCAUUCACAUCAUCAAGGUAACCUUGAAGGAAAAUACAAUGCACUACCAACGUUGCUGACAAAGUCAGUCCCCUGAGCAUCAACAGAAUUCCUAGUUCUUCACAGUUCAGCAUAAAUCUUGAAAAUGGGCACAGGGAUUGUGGGAUUGUUUCCAAAGCACUUAGAAACUUGCCUCCGUACACAGAUGAGUAGAGUUCAGACGUUAUGGUUCAGGAACUUCCUUAUUGCUGUGGCUCUCCUGAGCCUGAUGUUGACCGUCACCUCGGCCUCACAAGACUACUAUGAGUUGCUUGGAAUUGAGCGAGAUGCAAGCACCAAGGACAUUCGUCGAGCCUUCAAGAAACUAGCUCUCAAGAUGCAUCCCGAUAAGAACCAGGAUGACCCAAAGGCACAUGAUAAGUUUGUAGAGAUCAACAGGGCAUAUGAGGUACUGAAAGAUGACGACCUUCGCAAGAAGUACGACCGGUUCGGCGAAGAGGGUCUAAAAGACCAGCAAGGGCAGGGAAGAUGGAAUCGAUACGAGAGCUGGCAGUACUACAAGACAGAAUUUGGCCUGUAUGACGAAGACCCAGAAGUUGUCACCCUCAGCAAGACAGAUUUUGAGCAGUCGGUGUUUGGUGAAGACAUCUGGUUUGUCAACUUCUACUCUCCGCGGUGCCAUCAUUGCCAUGACCUGGCCCCUAUCUGGCGAAAGUUUGCCAAGGAAAUGGAAGGUGUGAUUCGUAUCGGUGCUGUCAACUGUCAUGAUGACAACCCCCUCUGCACUGCCCAGGGAGUGCGAUUCUUCCCCACCCUCAAGGUCUAUCCACAGAACGAGGAGUUUACUGGCAAACGUAAACUCCAAGAUCUCAUCAAGCAUGCCUUAUGGCUAGUCAAAGCUGACGUCCAUUCCAUUUGGACAGGAAAUUUCAAAAAGACUCUUUUAGCUGAAGAACACAAGGACCAGCCAUGGGUUAUUUCUUACUGCGGAGCACCGGAAGGAAGUGAGGCUGAGUCCACUGAUGUAGCCCAUGCUGGCUGCUUGGACCUGGAAGACAGAACCAAAUUGGCCGCCAUCUUGAACAAAGUUGUGAAUGUUGGUUUUGUUGACUGUACUGCUUCAGCCAAACUGUGCAAGAAGUUAAACAUUGAUGAGAGCACAAUUAAGUUCUAUCCAUCAGGAAAGAAGGCUCUGUCUUCAUCAAGCCGUACCUUUGAGUUGGAUGAACCCAAAAGCAUUGCUUCUGAAGUGUUGAAACUUCUCCCUGACAUCUCCACACUCAGUGACGAAGAAUUGCAGAGUGGCCGAGAUGAUUUGAAGUCUGGCCAAUCAGAUGAAGCGAUGUUAGUCUACUUCAUGAGUGGGAAGGAAGAACAUGAAAUUGAGCUGCGAAAACUGCCGUACCUCCUGAAGCACAUGACGGUUGGCAAAUUCAACUGCACGCAGCACCUGGAUGUGUGCGGGGAAUUGUACCUGGGCACCAACCUGCCAAAGGUGGCGCUGUUCAGGUCAGGAGGCGCCCAUGAAUUCCACCAUGGUCGUCUGUUUGCCCAGGAUAUUGCAGCCUUUGCUAGACAGAGCAUAGACUCUCGACUGCACAUGCUUGGCCCUGAGAGUUUCCCUGAUCCUGUCACUGGCGGAAAGGAGCUGUGGUUUGUCGAUUUCUUUUCUCCACAUUGUCCACCAUGCAGACAGAUGCUACCUCAGUUGCGCAAGGCAGCCACUAGGAGAACAGACAUUCACUUUGGCACGGUAGACUGCACCAUCCACAACGCACUGUGUAACCAACACAACGUCCGGUCCUACCCGACUACCAUCAUGUACAAUGACAGCAAACCACACAUGAACACAGGGUACAAGACAGCAGAGGAGAUUGUGGAUUUCAUUGAGGAUAUCUUGCAUCCAACGAUGGUCAGUCUGGACCCAACCAGCUUCCGGAAUCUCGUCAUAAACCGGGACCAGAAGGACAUGUGGUUAGUGGACUUCUAUGCGCCGUGGUGUGGACCCUGCCAAGCACUGUUGCCUGAGUGGCGGAAACUAGCCAAGAAAUUGAACGGCACAGCUGGAGUGGGCACGAUCGAUUGUGUGACCCAUGGGGAUCUGUGUAAUCAACAAGGCAUUCGUAGCUACCCUACUAUCCGGGCUUUCCCAUUCGGACGAACUGGAAACACAGGAAGAAGUGAUUACAAUGGUUGGUUCCGGGAUUCCAACUCCAUCUUCUUCUGGGCUCACAACUUCCUGCCUUCCAUUGUAGAAACCAUCAGCCGGAGCAACUUCCGGGAUAAAGUCCUCCGCAGCACAGAUCCCUGGGUGAUCGAUUUUCACAUGCCACACUGCAUGCCUUGUCAGCAGUACCAGCCGGAGUUUGAGCAAGUGGCCAGGGGUGUUGAAGGCUAUGUACGUGCUGGCAAGGUAGACUGCACUCAAAACCAGAAUAUAUGUCAACAGGCCAGUGUUAAUUACUUCCCCACUGUACGAAUUUAUAGAGGCACGCACAAGGUUGGCCAUUCCCAGAAUUGGUAUGGUGAACAAGUGGAUAAAACUCCAAGCAGUUUAAUAGCGCUUCUUCAGAAAAGAUUUACGCAGAAGUUAAGCAGUAGCAAAAAUAUCAAGGAUGAACUUUGACCUCCCAACCACUGGAAAUAGAAGAGCAACUCAUCGACUCUUGGAUAGUAUAGUUUGUCUCGUUUUCUCCUUUUCUAAAGAAAACACCGGGUGCAUUCAAAAGCAGCUUCACAUUUUAUGUGCAUUGGUUUCACUCUCUGUUGACCAUCGAAGGGAUAACCAUGUUUACAUUGUCGGCAAGUUGGAUAACAGGUCUGCUGACACUCCCUCACUGAGCAUGAGACUCACUCACUGAGCAUCAGACUCACUGAGCAUCAGACUCAGUGAGCAUGGGGAUCACAGCAUAAGACUCACUGAGCGUUGGGUGACUGCAUGAGACUCACUCACUAAGCAUGGGACUCACUAACUGGGCAUGAGACUCACUGAGCAUGGGGAUCACAGCAUAAGACUCACUAAGCGUGGGGCUGACUGCAUGAGACUCACUCUCUGAGCAUGGGACUCACUAACUGGGCAUGAGACUCGCUCACUGAGCAUGAGACUCACAGAGCAUGAGACUCACAUACUUGAGAGAUUUUCCACAUCAGAAAAAAGUAAAAGCUGAAACAAUACAUUGCCUCAUCCUCUCGUUAUUCUGUCUUUACAAGCAUUGGAAACCUAUCCUGCUCUGUGGCCUCAUUUGUUGGAAACAAGUAAAUUGAUUGGCAGUUUUAUCACAGUUUCAAUUGAAUAUGUGUUUGUGUAUGUGGACUGUGAAGAACUUACCGCCGUAUUCUUCUUGUCAGCUGCUUUUACAUGAAGUUUUAAGCCACAGUGCACAUGUAUAGUAAUAUCAAUAUUUUAAAAUGCUCUAGGAAAAUUGGAAUUGUUCAGCCCCCAAACCUAAUCACUGUUUUGGCAGUGUGUCCCUAUUAAACCCUGUGUCUCCCUAAUCCCCGUCCUACGUGUAGCAAUAACAAGUCUCAAUUUCAUAUUCUUGCGUCAUUACUCCUUAAGUUCUAAUUGCUUCAAUCUGAUCAAGUCAAUUAAUUUAAGAGGAAAGCUGUCAAGAUUGCAUUUCUUAUGAAUAAAGUCCAUGGAAGUAUGUCAAAAUUUUGGAUCAAGGAAACUUCAGGGAGAUUGUUAGUUUUGGAAUGAAUUCUAGAGGGUAGCAACAUUUCCUCCCUCAGGUGCAGAUUUUUAAUGUUGAUGGUAGCCUUCUUGCCACUUUUGUAGCAACAAGUGCAACCGAAUUCCGUCUUUCUAGCAUGAAAUUGCAUGAUUUUUUAAUGCUUUAACAUUUCUACUUCACUUUAUAAAAGUAUUUUUUUUAACUGUUCUUUACUUUAUAAAAGCAUUUUUUUUACUGUAGCAUUGGUAUUUUUCUCACCAGAUGGCAACUUUGAAACCCUCUCGGUUUUAUUAGAAAUAUUUAUUUUUAUUUCUUUGUACAUUACCUUUCUCAAGUAAUCCUUUACAAAUAAGCCAAAAAAUAAAUAGAACCCGACAAAUUGAUGUUGACAGUACUUCAGGUCUACCCUCCUGUUUUUGUUUUUCAGACAGGCAAAAUUGUCUGAUACCUAUGUUUUUGUACAUCUGUUGCAUUAGCCACACUUUCACUAAUAUUGCUUGGUUCCAACUGUCGGAUGUGUAUUUUGGUAUUUGUGGCAUUUGUUUUUUCAGUAAAUUAUUCGCUUUGUGUAACGUUAACAUCGGGUGUUCAUCAAUUUAGUUUAAUUCUUGUGAUGUUUGUUUGGAUGGUAGAUAAACUCGGUUAGGAGUUUGUUAAAAUGGAUGUACUUAAUAGGAACAGACCAAUUUUAUGUUCAAUUUGCAAAUUUCUUUAAUGAAUUCAUCUAUGAUGCAUCUUCCUAAAAUAAACCAUGAUGGCCUAACAGUCUUAACUAUUUUUUUGCACACAGAUUUGUCAACAUGCGUGCACAUUGGUUGAAAUUCAGAUGUGUUUAUAUGCCACAUUGUUUUAUUGCAUAGUCUUGUACAGCUUUGAAAUGUAUUUUAUGGCUGGUUUAACCAUUCAGUCCUAGGGUUCAAUUGAUUGACGCAUGACAUGGACCUUUCAUAACUGUAAUACUGAUAAUGGAGAUGAGAUAUUUGACAGAUUCUCCUUUGGUUUUGUCAAUGUCUAAUCGGACAUUUUGUUGUUCAUCAUUGAUGUUCUUAUAGAUGUAAGUUAUUUUAUUGACAAUUUUAGGCAAAUACUUAAUUUCAAGCAUGUUGGGUGUCCUGUGCAUUAAAGCCGGUGUAAAAAUGACAAUAAAAAUAAUUAUUUUCAUAUGUUAA